GGCCUGCCUCCUCCCAUUCCUGGACCCGGGCUGCCUGUGAGGCCCUUUAAAUUGCUGGUUAACACAGCCCUGGACACAGACUUCAUCAGCAUGGCACCAAGCAUCCUCCUGCUGGGGCUCCUCACCCUGUGGGCACAGCUGCAGGCAGCACCCAUUGCAGAGUUCCAUGGAGUAGCUCCAGCUGGGUGGCCACCACCAAGGCAGCUAGGAAGCACCCUGAGCCUUGAGCCUGGGAGAGAGCCCAGCACGGUGCCUGACAAUGACAAACACACAUCCAAUAGCAAUGAAAUGGGUGACUCCAGUAGCCAUGAAACUGGUGAGUCCAAUAGCAGUGAAACUGGUGAUGAUGGCAAUAAAAAUCAGCUUUGUGAUUGCAAUGAUCAUGAUCAUGGUGACAACAACAGUGAUAAUGCAGAUGAUGAUGGUGAUGAUGGUGUCAACAGUGACAAUUCCAAAGGCAAUGAAGAUGGUGAUGAUGGUGAUAAAAAUGACCUUUUUGAUGGCAAGGACAAUGACAAUGGUAAUGGUGACAAUGACAGUGGUGAUGGUGAUGAUGGUGUCAAUGGUGACAAUUCCAAUAGCAAUGAAGAUGGUGAUGAUGAUGUUAAAAAUGACCUUUCUGAUGGCAAGGACAAUGACAGUGAUGAUGGUGAUGAUGACAGUGAUGAUGACAGUGUUGAUGGUGAUGAUCUCAUCAAUGAUGAAAAUUCCAAUAGCAAUGAAGAUGGUGAUGAUGGCAUCAGUGAUGAAAAUUCCAAUAGCAAUGAAGAUGGUGAUGAUGACAUCAACAGUGACAGUUCCAAUAGCAGUGAAGAUGGUGACUCCAAUGACAUUGAAUAUGAUCACUCCAAUAACAAUGAAAAUUAUGCUGAUUAUGGGGGGUGGAGAUUUUAGAUUGUAAGGGUGUAAUUGCCCUGGGAUUUUUAGAGGUUUUUGGGUUCCUCUUUUGUGGCAUCCAGAUCAGAUUUCAUGCUUGAUCUGUGCCAAUAAAUAUAUCUAGUGAACAUGA
This is a messenger RNA of Haemorhous mexicanus (house finch), 1009 nucleotides long. RefSeq lists its product as uncharacterized. The record is from RefSeq and is a predicted model, not a curated record. The transcript has 2 exons. NCBI's taxonomy places the organism in Eukaryota, Metazoa, Chordata, Aves, Passeriformes, Fringillidae. The coding region runs from base 91 to 894 and encodes 267 amino acids.